Molecule: messenger RNA, 1742 nt
Organism: Corvus hawaiiensis (hawaiian crow)
Lineage: Eukaryota; Metazoa; Chordata; Aves; Passeriformes; Corvidae
Gene: HOXC13
Product: homeobox C13
Biological process (GO): regulation of transcription by RNA polymerase II
Molecular function (GO): DNA-binding transcription factor activity, RNA polymerase II-specific; RNA polymerase II cis-regulatory region sequence-specific DNA binding
Source: RefSeq, a predicted model, not a curated record
AUGACGGCCCCGCUCGGGCUCCCCCCGCGCUGGCCCGACGCGCUCGGCUGCCGCUGCGAGGACGCCCCGCGGGAGAAAUCCCGCAUGGAGAGCUUGGGACACUGCCGGGAGAUGAUGCCGCACGCCGGCUUGGCCGCGCCGCCGCCGCCUCCUCCGCCGCCACCGCCGGCGGCCGCGCAGGGAGCCGCGUACGCGGAGCUGGCGGCCGCGGAGCCCCCCCGGCAGUGCCCGUCGGGGGCGGCGUCGGGCGCGGCUCUGGGCUACGGGUACCCCUUCGGAGCGGGGUACUACGGCUGCCGCCUGUCCCACGGCGUCAACCUGCAGCAGAAGCCGUGCGCGUACCACCCGCCCGAAAAAUACCCCGAGGCCGGCGGGCCCCUGGCGGGCGAGGAGCUGCCGGCGAGGGCCAAGGAAUUCGCCUUUUAUCCCGGUUUUCCCGGCUCCUACCAGGCGGUGCCGGGCUAUUUGGACGUGUCGGUGGUGCCGGCGCUCGGGGCUCACCCGGAGCCGAGACACGAGGCUUUGCUUCCCAUGGAAGGCUACCAGCACUGGGCUCUUUCCAACGGCUGGGACGGGCAAGUUUACUGCUCCAAAGAGCAAUCGCAGUCCGCGCACCUCUGGAAAUCACCUUUCCCAGACGUGGUUCCCUUGCAACCCGAAGUCAGCAGCUACCGCCGGGGCCGCAAAAAAAGGGUCCCUUACACCAAAAUCCAGCUGAAAGAGCUGGAAAAGGAAUACGCGGCCAGCAAAUUCAUCACCAAAGAGAAGCGGAGGAGGAUUUCGGCCACCACCAACCUGUCCGAGCGCCAAGUGACCAUUUGGUUCCAAAACCGAAGGGUCAAGGAGAAGAAAGUGGUCAGCAAAUCCAAGCCAGGGCAUCUCCACGCCACCUGAGGGACUUUGGGAUUGGGAAAAUCGUGGAAAGAGGAGGGGAAAAAAAAAAAAAAAGGGAAGAGAGAAGCGUAAAAAUGAAUAUUUAUCUGCUCGUUGCGGUGGGAUCCUGCUGAUUCCAGGUUAUUUAAAGAGAAUGAUCCUAAAAAAAAAAAUCAACCCCGUCCCUUCAAAAUCACCCAGCGCGGCUUUGAGUUUUUCCCUCCCGCCAGCUCUGACUGUGAAAUCCCGGGAAAAAUUCCCAGAUUUUGGGGAAUUCGUGGAUAUUUUGCAGAGGAGAAAAUGGAAUAUUAAGCUGAGAGUGUAGUUAAAGAUGGGAAUUCCCAUUUCCCCCCUUCCGUUAUCUCUUAUCUCUUAUCUCUUAUCUCGGCUCGUUCCGCCCUCAUCCCGAUGUGUAAAAAAUGUGGGGGGAAAAAAACCCCCUCGGGCAAAGUUGGCUCCGCGUUUUCCCGGUUUUUUGAGGAUGGAAAAAUCAGGAAUGAAGCUGCUCCCGAGCGGAGAAAAGAAUUCCCGGGGGUCGCUCCGAGCCCUCCCCAAUCCCGGGAUUUGGGCGCGGGGCGGGAUCGGAGCCGCUCCCCAAGAUUUUGUUUGAUUUUGGGGAAUUUGGGGGAAUUUUCUCCUGCGGGUUUUGCUCUGUGCGGGCCGGAAAAAGUGGAGUUUUCUUUCGGGAAAUGCCCGAUUUUGGGGGUUUUUGGGGUUCUCUUCAUGAUCCGCAGUGUUCCUUGGAGAAGUAAAAGCGAUUUUUGGGGUUUGUUUUUUUUUGGUUUUUUUUUGGUUUUUUUUUUUAAAUUUUAAAUUCUAAUUUUAUUUUAAUUGUCCUGUAAAUGUCGAGAGCUCGUGGUGUCCGCCUU